UUUAGCCACAUGUACCAUGAGAAAAUUUUGUAUUGCUCGAGUUUUUGAUUAGCAUGAAUUUAAAUUAAAUAUGUUUAGUUUCAUGGCUAGUUAGCUAGCAUGGAAUCUUUAUGAGCGCUGUUGAGUUUGGAGGGGGAUAUAUUUUCAUGUGACACUCGAUUGAAGACACAUUUCCGUUUCCAGUAAUUUCUACGGGUAGAGUGAAAAGCGGUGGAGAGUAUUCUAGAAAAGAGUAUUUCGAUAGACCAACGGGAACCGGCUGACCGGUGGCAGCAGGCUGGCAUAUCAUUUAAAAAUAAGCGGUUUGUGCAGUCAGUCACUUUAUUUUUGGUGUGAUCAUAGCUAGGUGGUUAGCUACAGACGGUACCGUUUAUUCUGUCUGGUUUUGCCAUUUUACCGGUUUGCACGACCAUGGCUAAGUGGGGAGAAGGAGACCCUCGCUGGAUUGUGGAGGAAAGAGCCGAUGCGACGAAUGUCAACAACUGGCACUGGACGGAGCGUGAUGCCACAAACUGGUCAUCGGAUAAGCUGAAGGAGCUGCUCCUAGGGGUUCGCGUGGAGAGCGAUGAAGGCAGCUGUGAGGUCACGGAGGUCAGCAAGCUGGAGGGGGAGGCCUCCAUCAACAACCGCAAAGGAAAGCUCAUCUUCUUCUACGAGUGGAGCAUCAAAGCCAAAUGGAAAGGAACAUCAAAAAAUGGAGUCAAAUACAAGGGACACAUUGAAGUUCCGAACCUCUCAGAUGAAAACGACAUGGAGGACCUAGAUAUAAGUGUGACGCUUUCUAAAGACGAGCCUGAAACGCCUCUCGUGGCAGUCAUGAAGAAGGAAGGCGCCAGUAAAGUCCGAGCUGCCCUGGGAAGCUACGUGGGUUACCUCAAAACAGAGUUCACUCAAGGCAUGAUCCUGCCCACGGCCAAUGGUGUUAGCAAGCAGCAGCAGCCGUCACAGUCCAAGGCCAAAGUGGACAAAACCCAGAUUAGCUCAGGUAGCUCCGCGCCCCCGCCCAACACUGGGGUGAAGAUUCCCACCUGUAAGUUCAGCCUGAGGGAGACUUUCCUUACCUCACCUGAGGAGCUCUACAGAGUCUUUGUCACCCAGGAGUUGGUGCAGGCGUUUUCACAUGCGGCGGCUGUGGUGGAGGCAGAGAAGGGAGGGAAGUUUCGCAUGCUGGACGGGAAUGUUUCAGGAGAAUUCCUGGAGCUGGUUUCAGAGCAAAAAAUCAUCAUGAAGUGGAGGUAUAAUACCUGGCCCUCUGAACAUUAUGCGACAGUCACCCUGAACUUUUCGGACCGCGGCAAUGAGACAGAACUGCAGCUGGAGUGUAAAGGCGUGCCGGUGAGCGAGGAGGAGAGGACAAAACAGGGCUGGCAGCGAUAUUACUUUGAGGCCAUCAAACAGACUUUUGGUUAUGGAGCACGGCUCUACUGAAGACACACUGUAUUGUAUUCCUGUUGUACAACAUAUGAACUUGAAGCAAAAAAAAUGUAAAAAGGAGAUGUAUUUCUGUCACUAGUUCAUCUGUGUUUAAAUGCUUUUGUUUUUAGCACAGUUAUUCUCUUAGGCCCCAAACAUGAAUAAUCUGUGCCUUUGUGGGUGAAAGAUUGAAUCUUUGGAAAGGUUACUUUGGACAGGUUUUGUGGGUCCAUGGCUGAAGAUUAAGAGAGUUAAACGGAAGCAAAGCUCUGAACCACUGAAUCAUUGUUAAAUUCUGAUUUAUGUAUUUAAAAGGUUAGUAAAAAGGUUAUGCUUGCUUUCAGUCAGUUUUCAUGUGUACACAUUAUUUGUCAUACGUUGCUAUGAAUAAAUGUGAUUUUUACUGAACUACUUUUGUGCUUUUUAAAUGAUGCACCACUGGUUCCUCCUUGGCAUUCUUCUAAGUACUGUUCAUAUUGAUAUUCAAAAUGAUCUCAAGGUUAAAGCUGGGCAUCAAGUCUAAUUUAAAAGACAGUGUUUUGCACUUUGAAUCUUGUCCAAUUUAAAUCAUGUUUAUGUAAUUUGGUUUUCACACCAACAGGACCGUGGCCAUGGGUUCGUUUUGCUUGUAGAAAGCGAAAACUAGAAAUAAAAAAAUGGAAAUUUUAAGUGACUAAUUCUUUAAGUCAGCCAAAUGAAAAUCCGAUUUGUGAUUGUGAACAUGUUUCCUAUGCAGACUACUUACUCUACAUGUAGUGCAGAGGAUUUAGUUAUCUUUUUUCAGUUGACUACAGAAGGUGUACAUUUACGUAUACAUAUAAAGAAAUGAGUAUGGGGUCUUUGAGA
Megalops cyprinoides (Indo-Pacific tarpon) is the source of this 2259-nucleotide messenger RNA. Its product is annotated as activator of 90 kDa heat shock protein ATPase homolog 1-like. Gene Ontology annotation, biological process: positive regulation of ATP-dependent activity; protein folding. NCBI's taxonomy places the organism in Eukaryota, Metazoa, Chordata, Actinopteri, Elopiformes, Megalopidae. The record is from RefSeq and is a predicted model, not a curated record. The transcript is spliced from 9 exons. Gene Ontology annotation, molecular function: protein-folding chaperone binding; ATPase activator activity. The coding region runs from base 412 to 1428 and encodes 338 amino acids. Gene Ontology annotation, cellular component: cytosol.